AUUAUUUAAAUUGACAAUGAAUAUUAAAAUAGUAUAUAACACAAAAACCCACAAAAUCUCAACAGUGCACAAAACCCUAGAGGCAAUCAAAAACGCAAUCCAAAACCUCUACCCAAAACAACUGGAGAAAGGAUUCGACCUCUAUGUCACACUACAUCCCUGUAAGACUUUUAAAUAUUUAUAGAAAUGGAGCCCUUCAAAAUUUAGGAUGAAGAAGCCUUACUCAGAAUCUAAUAAAUCUACGCCCAGAUGAAAUGGACUUCCAUUAAAUUUUUAGUUAAGGAUUCCACCAAUCCCAAUCUAACCAAUGACGACCUUUCAAUACUCAAUUAGAGCGUAAUCACUCAAUCUAAUGUCCAACUAUCUGCAGUCAGGAAUCUCCUUCAAGAAUCCCAACCACAAAACCAAGAACAAUUCAAAGAAUAGAAAUAAUAAAUUGUAUUCGAAGAAAAUAUGCCUGAUACAAACUUAACCUAAGAGUAUAUUCAAUAUGUAAACUAGGAUUAUCAAUUAAAUUGAAAAGUAGGAGCUUUUGGGAUUCGAUUAUCACUCUGAAGAGUUUAAAUAAUUUGUCAUUUAACGAAUAGAUAAUAGACUUAAACAUCAUGGAAUAUUAUAAGCUUAAAAUUUAUAAGCUUAAUAACCCAAAUAGUAUAAGAUGGAAUUAAAGCAACAAGACUUCAUAAUAACCAAAUAUGCAGAUGAAAAAUUUGAAUUGAAAUUUGAAGUUGUCAAUACAGGUAACUAAGUUUGGAAAAGAAAUCAAGUAGCUUUUGUUGGAAUUAGUGGAUUUUUAAAAAAUUUUAGAAUUGAAGUAAUUAAUAAUUUAAGUGUUAGUUAUAAGAUGAUGUCCUUCCAAGAAUGACAGCUUAAUUCUCAUUUCUUUGUUAGAUGCCAAAAGAAGAAAUUUAGAAUUAAAAAAAUGAAUUUUAAGUAAUAAUACAUGAUUGAUUAAAAUAGUUGACUUAUAAAGAUGAGUAAAAUUAAAUCAACUUCUUUGGCAAAAAAAUAACAUUGGUAGUUACAGUGAAAAAGAAUUUCUAAUAAAUUAAGGAUGAGAAAAUCAAUUAAUUGAUGGAAAGUGUACAAAUAUCGUUGGAAUAGGCAACGGAAUUUUUAGAAAUGUAUGGAAGUGAGGAUAAAAUUGAUGACAUUAUUUUAGCUUAUUUAGAACAACCUAAGUGAAGAUUUCUA
Messenger RNA from Paramecium octaurelia, 1194 nucleotides. The record is from the annotation of a GenBank genome assembly. Lineage: Eukaryota; Ciliophora; Oligohymenophorea; Peniculida; Parameciidae.